GGGCCAAGAGCUGGACCCAAUGAUCCUAGAAUCAAGAGAGUCUACGAUCCUAUUGCUAAAUCAACUCUUAGAACAGAUUUCUUGCCGCUAUUAAAUGUUCUCAAGUAUAGAAGAAGAGACUGUGAUGCCUGAAACAUGGCUAAAAACUCAUGGCUACAUGGUAAAAAAAAAAAAACCAAAAUCAGGUAAUAAAAUAACUGGCAUAAGUCCCUACUCCACAGCAGAGGUGAUUUCCUCAUAGUGCUGAAGGGUGGGUUAUUCUAUUAAUUUAGGGCCACAGCUGGUCUGUCCUCUCUAUAAGAAAAGGCUGCCAUUCAUGGGGUGGAAACCUUGCUGCCCCCCUCCCACAGUGGUGAAGGAGUGUCACCUGCUCCCCAGGACACCACUGCGAGCUCUCAAAUGUGACAUGAGGCCCUUCUCUCAUCGCCUCUUACUGCUGGCAGCUGGUUUUUGGCUAAGACAUUGCUCCUGGGGAAGGGGCUGGGCAGGUGAGGCCAUGAAAUCCUGAAGUGAACACUUGUGUAAGCAGAUGGAAGGGAUCUGUUGGUGACUUGUGUGGAGGGCAAUUCUGGCACUGCACAAACCAGCGUGGUGACUGCCUGUGCUGGCAUUCAGCAGAGUCUUAAAUGCAUGCCUUUGAAGAUGCUUUUCCAAGGGGCAGCUGGAAGCCUCCAAAUAUUUCUAUCUUUCUUACCUAGUUAGCACGGAGAUGGAACUAUCAGCCUGGAGCUCAGCAAAUUAUCCUAAUUUCAGUGCACAAUCUCUGAAGUCUUAAAGAAACCCAUGAGCCAUGUAAACAUACUUUUGCAAAAGGAGGCCCCUUUUUCUUCUGUCUGCUUUCUUUAUAUCAUUAGUUUGGGCCUUGCUAGCUACAGAGUCAUUAUAUCAUAUUCUAAUUGUCUAAAUCUCCUGACAGAAAGUCAUUAAAAGGCUUCCUUCAUCUGCUCUAAGACAGAUGAAGACAAAUUGUACACUCUCCAUUUUUUUAACAGAGUGUGUGACCUGCAUACUCAGAAGCAGGUUUCUUUCCAAGGUAAGUGCCUGCUCUGUACUCCAUCGUGUCUCCUGCGGCAGAGGUCAGUGGUUUCCUCUCAGAGGGGUGGUUUGUUGCCUUCAAGCUAGGAGAAUCCUCUACCAUUGUGUUUUUCCCACACUGGUGUGUAGAAGACUGUGUCUCAAAGCACUAUGCGGCAAGAAGGACUAACCCACAAACCAAAGCAGCAUGUACAACCAAUCCCAAAUGGAUCAGUUCCAAACUUCUCACAGUGGUCAAGAUAAAAAGGAAGGAUGAAGUCUGUUGAAGUACCUUGAGCUAGCCCACAUCAUCCCUCAGGAUUUGGCCUGUAGCCUGACAAGACUAGUGCCUGUAGGCCAGGUUAACUUUCCCUAGAACUUCAUGCAGUUGCAGGAGAAUAGAAAGCAGGAGGAAAGGAAAUUCCUGUGUGCUGCUCUGGCUCAUUUGUUGCCACCUUUACCAGGACUAUACUUGCCAGCAGCAGCGAUGAUAUUUACAGUUCUUGUCAUGAACAGAUUACCUUUCUGUAAGGAUUCCUAAGAACAAAACAGUAAUUAAACCUCAUAAUGCCUUGGGGAGUUGCAAAAGAGUCAUGUUACUUUUAUAAUGAAGCUCUGCAGCUGUUUGACUGUGUAUGGCACUUCUAUUAUUGACUGAUUCACCACAGGCCCAAGGAAUCUGAACUGGAGGAGUCCCAACCACAUUCUUUUUCUGCAAUAAAUUGCGGAAGACUGGCAGUUUUUUCUCCAGUCAAUCACCCACGCUGUUUUCAGAGAAUCCCAAAAUGGUUUGGGUUAGAAGGAACCUUAAAGAUCAUGCACUUCCAACCCCCUGCCUUGGGCAGGGACACUUUCCACUAUACCAGGUUGCUCAGAGCCCAAUCCAACCUGGCCUUGAACAGAGUGAUCAUGACUUUGACAGCAAUACAUAAAAUCCAGUCAAAGUCCUGCCCAGUAGAGAUGUUUCCAUUUUUUCCUGUGUGGAGGAGUUUGUUGCCUCAGUAAGGAUUUUAUGUCACUGUCUUUUGUCAUGAGUUACUUUAACUUAAGGUGAAAUUUUCUAUUUUACACAUAGAUAGAGAUUUAGGAUGGAUCACAACAAAACUGAAUCUUUUUUUGCUAUUGUAAAUAUAAGGAAAUUUCAGGAAGGUGUCUGCUGUUCUCCACAGAGUAACUGCUUUAGAGGACAGAGAUCAGAACAAUCUGUGCUGCCUAUUGGCUCCAAAAUCCACCAUUGGAAGUUGGAAAGUUGAACUGCUCAUUUUCUGGCUCCUAUAAAUAUCUGUUCUAUUUGGCUUCCAGAUCACCGGGAGCAUCUGUACCAGAUCAUUAGAGGAGGAAAGAGGAUUUUGCAUCCUCAAUUUUUAUUGCUGCCAUAAAUACUUUGGUAGUCAUCGCAUAGGGAAUCAGACUCUGCAGAGCCUGCAAUCUGCAUGUUAGACACGAUCCAGUGCAUUGCAGGCAUGGGCAGGAGAAAGGGAGGAGCAGGCAAAAUGGGAAUAAAAGGUGAAGUGGAAAGAGUUGGGGAUACAUCACAGUCUGGUUGACCACCAGCAAUUUGCAGGCAUAAUUAGGGGGAAAGGUUUGAUGAUAAAAAGGAGCCAUACUAAUUUCUGUGGGGACGUUUCUCCAGGUGUAGGGCAGGAACAGAAGGGGAUGAAAGCAUAGUACCAUCCCAGAGGGAUCCAGAUCAGUUUAAUCUGGUGGACACACCUUUGCAGAGGGAGGAUGAUAUGGGUAUCUGCCAGGCAAGCAAAAAAAAAAGGAAGAGUUGUCCUAGACUUCCAGAAUCCCCAUGAGGCUAACAGAUGUUGAUGUGGUAAUUCAGAGCAUCUGAUUUAAAAAGAGAAUACAUUAUUUUCUUUCAGCAGCAGCAUUACAAUUACAAGAACAUCCUCUUUCCUACAGUGUGAACCCCAGACAUUUGCAGGUGGCCUGGACAACAUUUGUGCUUCGGAAGAAGCAUCUGUUAUGACUGGCUUAUUUGAUCAGCUGAGUGCACAUAGUGGAGGAAUAUCAGAAACUAGAGGGGAGGAAAAAAAAAGGAAACACAAUCCUUAUAAUCCUUUCUCCAAUGGCAGUGGAUGUUCAGAGGCAAGUUCUAUUAAGUGCUCUCCCUUCAAUAGGAACAACUGGUCAGAAUUAAUUUCUCAGCUCAGCGCUGUUGGUGGGUUUGUGUGGGAGUGAAAUAGAAGAGGAAAGUUCUCAGAAGCACCGAAACAUUCAAGUAUCACCAAGAGACAGGUACAUGGAGAUUCUGUAUUUCCUUGAUUAAAUGGGAAAAAAAAAGAGACAGCAGUCAUCAGCACUGUGCUCUCAUUACUGCACUAAUUAUAGCAGGAAUUCAGUCUGUGCUCUACCCAUGGCUCCAGCAUAUUGGAGAUGCCAUGAGGUCUGGGUUUGGAGAUCCACAGGCUGCAUCUAUUGGAUAAUCAAGUUUGUUCAGUGUUCUUUGUAGAGCUCUAGGACUAGAACAAUAUUCCUGGCACCCCUUGGAUGUCUAAAUGAAGACUCAUUAGCUUCUCUUUCUUUUGGCUUCUCGCUCCUUUAAUGCCAACAUCUUGGCAUAAAAACCUUGUUGCUACCAUGAUGCCUAAGGUUUGGUUUUUGGUUUGUUUGGUUUUUUGUUUUUAUUUUUGGAAGAAGUUGUUAUAAGCCAAUUGAUCAAUACAUAAUCUUAAGCUCAUUUCUGGGAAGUUUUUGGAUGAUGCAUUAAAUUUUGGGAUCAGCAUUAAGUCCCUUCUCCUUGUCAGUCACAGUACAAUUUUGAAAUAACGCUGAUUCAAGACAUGCUGAAAAGACAGCAGAUUUUGAGAUGAAAGCCAAAAGUUUCUGAGUUCUCUAGGCCUAGGAGUUACUUGGGAAUGUAUUUUGGGGACAGGGCUCCCACAACCAAGACUAAUGCUUAGCCAUAAAGGUACAUCACGAGAGAAGGUUCUUAUCUCAAAGAAAUGAUGAAGGCUGACAAAAGGUGGGUCUAAAAGCAAAGAGGACUCAAUUCAGAUGCCUGUACAUAGGUAGGUGUCCAGUGCCACUGGAGAUGCCUUAAGAUAGGUCUGACGGUAAUUUACACAAGAGUUGAUGCAGUCUCCCCAGUUCGAUGUACAGAGACAGUCUGCUCAGUAGCUCUGCCAAAAAUACCUUCCUGUAAUCUCUUCUAAACCUUUCAAGGUCUGUGCAGUUGGUUACAUGGAGCAUAAGCAAGGCAAUCAAGAAACAGAAUCCCUGUGCCAGAAGCAUCUUCAGCUGCUUCACUGGGCCUCUUAAAGGCUUCUUUUUGCUGUGAGUUUGGAUUUUUUUCAUGCACAAGAGCUUUGUGGAUUAGACCCAGAUGUACUGGAAAGUUUGGUGAGGUCUUCAGAGUGUCUUAGUGUUGGCUGAUUGUCACCUGAAACCACUGUAUUUCCCCAGAAGCAUAUAUAAACUGGUAAUUGCAUAUUAGCAAAACUAACUCAGCCAUUCAAUUAUUAUUCUGUAUAAAUUCUAUAUCUGUGAAAACAUUUAUUAUUGUUUUCCCCAUUGUUGAGAGAGUACUCAUAAAGGCAGCUGUCAUUUAUUUCUGUUGCAAGCAAUUGAGAGCUGAGGUAGUUGUUUAAAAGCACGAAUUAGAGGAGAUGACAUGAACCUCCCUUGGCAGCAUAUUCACAAAGAUAUUAUUUCAAGAGUUCAGAGCUUGCUCUGGAGCACAUUUGCCAAGGAGCAAGGUAGUGCUUCAUCUGCUGGAAGUGUGGACAAUACAAUCCUUGGACUUCUCCUGACUCGUAAAUGUGUUAUCCAUAAGCAGUUUGUUAGGCAAGAGUCCAGAUGUAGAUAUGAGCUGAGGAAGAGAUCUGUGGGUUUGUCACCUUCCUUCAUGUUCUGUGGCAUCCUCAGCUCUGAUAUUUACCUCUCACUGAAGCCAAUUCCAUGCAUAAGUUACCAGUAUUUUUUAUUAUCUACAUAUAAUAAACUACAUCUGAAUAUCUGCAUGCAUCAAACACUUGAGCAGCUUGAUCCACUUGAAUUGCAUAGGAAGCGAAUUUGAUGCCAUUCAGGAGUUCCAAGGGCCAGGUAUGUGCAUUUUUCGCCCCAUCCCUGGAAGUGUCCAAGGCCAGGCUGGAUGAGGCUCUGAGGAAGCUGGGCCAGUGGAGGGUGUCCCUGCCCAUGGUAGGGGGUGGAACUGAAUGAUCUUUGAGGUCUCUUCCAACCCAAACCGUUUUGUGGUUCUGUAAUCUGCCAAGUCUCUGCUGUGGGGUCCAGAGCAGCACCAUGACAUAGCCUGUGUAUCCAGAUGAGCGUGGCCCCCUGCUCCUUGCCUUUCUCAAGCAUUAGAACAGGUCUCCUUUGGUAACCUGUCCUUUUAGUACAGUUCUGGUUGGAAGCAACAGCAGUCACAGGACCAAAGAGCAAAAGCUGCACAGUCCAGAAGCCCUCAGGAUUGUUCUCCUGAUGAUACUUGCUAUUGAUAAUGAUUUUGUGGCAAACACUUCUAAACUAUGCGGGAGAUAGCCAGGUUUUUCACUGGUUAAUAUAUUUUUCCAUCUCGAUGGAGUUGUCUGAGCUGUCACACAUUCUGCAUAACUGAGUUCCCUAUUACUGUGCCUGUCAUUCAUGUCCCUGCAAUCCCCUUUUUUCUUGCCAAAUCACUGAAUUAAAAACCCAAUUCACUUUGGCACUAAGAGCUCCCCUAAUACUAUUUCAGUGAAGGAGCAAUUUUGGGGGUUAUUUUUCUACUUAGUUCUUGCUGAAAGUAAAAGUUCUGAGGCUUUUGUGUGCAGUCCCUGCAGAGCUGCCCUUCACAGUUGUGCUAAAAUUCAUCAAAGGACACCCAUUCCCGGAGUGUAAAAGUACCACAUUGCUGAGGACAUCUCUCCAUCUGCCAGCCAUGCUAGUGAACAUCUGCAGCAGCACCACUGGGAGUACUUCAGGAAGAGGGAAGGUUUUAAAAAAAUGACAUGUGUUUCAUGAUAUUAAAAACAAAAAUCCAGUUUAUGUGAACAAUAAAAUAGUUUGCCCCAAAUUAAAUUUGUGAAAAUUUACUACAGGUGAUUAUUUUUUCACCACGGUAAAAAAUAUUUGAUGGAGAAGUUUUGUGUCUUUAAUUCUGAGUCUUAUACAUCAGUAUAAAUAACUCAACAAACAUUACUUAAACUACCUGAUAGAUAUAAUAAAAUAUAGUCCCAUCUACAUGUGACAGAUAGAAAGCACUGAUCUGAUUUAUCACUUCCAUUGAUUCACACAGAUAAAUCAUUGAGCUCUUUUUAGGACUGGGGCACCAAAAAUACAGAAAUGAAACCUGCUGGUUCAUGAGCAAUUAGAAAACUUCAAGGAAAGGUCUUAAUAGAAAGCUCUGCAAGAAAGAAAAAAACCAAAACAACACCAAAAAAAGUGUGUAAAGUUCACUAUGAUUGUAAAGUUCACUAUAACUGUAAAGUCCACAAUAAUUGUCUCCCUGACCCUGGGUCAGCAAAAACCCAGUAUGCUACCAAAGGUCAGUCAAACCCUCUUCUAGACUGGAUUGCCCUUCUAAUGCCCUGACCCCCCAAAUUCAAAAUCUUCAUCCUAAAUCACCUUUCCCAAAAAUAUUUGUUUAAAUACUUCCAUGGUUUCCAUAAAUUACAGAAAUGCAGUAGCUAUCCAACAGCAUCAGCACGUGAUAUCUUUCAAUUAAAAACUCCCAACACAUGAUCUGCCUAAUUCCUAAAGCUGCUUUGAAAAGCUAAUCUUUGGUGUUUUGCCCUUCAAAAUGGUUUGUUAUGGAUCUGGUGACAGACACAAUACAGUGGUAUGAGAAAUGGUACUACCCUCUAGUUUAUUUGGAGUUUGCUAAUGAUCUGUGCCCACUGGAAAAAGAAGAGGAUGUAUCCACGCCCCAGGUGGCCCCAGGUGACGAAGCUGAACCCCAUCACUUGGCUUUGGACUGUUUCUUGGAGAGUGGGGGUCCAGGGUCCUAGUUCUGCAUUGGUCCCCCCACGUGGGACUGAAUCACUGCAGCUCUCUGCAUUUUCCCUCGAUGCAGUUGCUGGAGAUCACUUGGUGUCUCUGCCACACCCCUCCAAAUAUUCUCCUGUCGUUAAAAACAGUGACUCCCCGAGGGACACAGGCUGGAUAUGAGGGGAUGAUUCCAGCUGAGUUUUCCCUGCCUUGAGUGACUGAGACUGAGUGAGAGCAAGUGAGUGAGUGAGUGAGUGAGUGAGUGAGUUCUCAUUAUUCUCUAUCCCCUCAUUUGGUGGUCUGGACUUAUUUUGAGCACUCAAAAGUCUUGCUGUCAGCCCCUUGUGCUGGUCUGAAGCAGUGCUCCAAACAGACUGCUUUCCAGCUGUGAUCCUUCGUCUUUUACUGUCUGCAAAGCUGUCGUGGCAUGUCCUGCAGAAACCUGCAGAAGAAAUGCUGGCCCGGGUCCCACUUGGCCAGGCUGGGCUCCUGAGCAUGGCACUAAAGGUCAGUGGUUCACUCCUGUGGAAUCUCAGGAAUCUUCUUCAUUUGUUUCCUCCUUCUUUCCAGUCCCCUAAUCAGAUAAACCGUGUGGGGAGAGGCAAGAGAGCGAGGGGAGGAGUAUGUGAUGUAACCUCUUAUUCUGGCUAAGUUGCGCGAUAACCCCACGGUGCCUGUGGCUCGCAGUGGGGUUUAGGUGGCACCGCUAGGAGACUGAAGAAGAUGGCCUGAAGAUUCACCACGGCUGUGGGAGACCUCGCAGGGGAUGCACUCACCUCCUUUGUGGAGAGGAAGGCUGCAGCUCCCUGUCUUGCCGGCUCUACCUGCGCCACGAGUGGCUGGGGCAGCCCUGGAGAAAGGGAUGCUUGGAGCCACUUGCGCUGCUGCGGAGAUGAACCUGGAGGACGCUGCCCCUCUGUAUUUGCUAAUGGAGAGAACUGGAUCAGAACUUGGGAUGGCUUCAACUUGGCAGAAAACUCAGGAAUUCUACAACUGGAUUCUUGAAAGUGGAGACCCAAGGACAGACCCGUGGCCACUGGUUUACUCCCCACUUCCAGUCACCUUGAUCUUCACCUCCUACCUCUUCAUGGUGGCACUGGGACCGUCCUGCAUGCGGCAGCGGCAGCAGCUGGAGCUGAGGGCUCUGCUACUCACCUACAACCUGGCCAUGGUGGCAUUAUCCAGCUACAUGUUUUAUGAGUUUCUGGUCACUUCAGUCUUGGAUAACUAUAGCUACCUGUGCCAGCCAGUGGAUUACAGCCGGAGUGAGCUGGGAAUGAGGAUGGCAAGAGUGUGUUGGUGGUUCUUCUUCUCCAAAGUCAUCGAGCUGCUGGAUACGGUUUUCUUAAUUCUGCGCAAGAAACAGGAGCAGGUGACUUUUCUGCAUGUGUACCAUCACGGCUCUAUGCUCUUCAACUGGUGGUCAGGGGUCAAAUACGUGCCUGGAGGACAAGCCUUCUUUGUUGGGAUGCUGAACUCCUUUGUCCACAUCUUCAUGUACAGCUACUAUGCCCUGGCCAGCCUGGGACCGCGGAUGCGCCAGCACCUGUGGUGGAAGCGUUACCUGACCAUCCUGCAGCUGUGCCAGUUUGUGGCCAUUGCUGCUCAUUCCUCCUACAACCUCUUCACAGAGUGCCCGUUCCCUGAUGGCUUCAACACCGCAGUCUUCCUCUACAUCCUCAGCCUCCUGGCUCUCUUCCUACGCUUCUACUAUCAGACCUACGUCAGGGGAAAGCGGGAAAAGCUGACUUGAAGGAAAUCAAAGAGGACAGAGAGCGCAGCCUGAUGAACAUGAGCAUUCUCUGCUGCUUGUGACAUGGUUCCAGGAAGGAAAUGUAUCUGGGGAGUGUGUGUGAGGCCCAUGUCUAGCCUUCAAAUAUCCCAGGUUAGGGAGAAGAAAGGAAUGAUGUAAACUCAGGGAUUAAGGAACUGGGGAGGCACACUUAAUUAAGCUGAGGCCAAGCUAAGCAAAGUCGUCACAAGCAUAACAGGCUUUGGGACAUUUGCAAGAUAAGGUCUUUUUCCCUUCCAUCUUUAACUUGGGGUCCAAGGUCUAGCAGCCAGCUACAACUCCCUGCCUCAUUUCUUAGGCUGUAGAGGGUUUCUUUGCAUCCACAGAACUAUCUCAGCUUGUUGUUGUAGGUCAGGCAGGGUCAUGUGCCUCCAGCUGGAAAUCAAUGUCCAGGCAGCAGCAGCAGCCAGGAAUCCACAGGAUGUACGCUGCAUCCCACCCGUCCUGCUAAGGAAGCUCCUACUAGACCUGGGGUGGUCCUGAUGGUUUAACUUCUUAUCAGUAUAAGCAGCAAGGAAAUUGGACAUUAGGUUGUCUAGCUGGACAGGUGUCUUUACUGUCUUGAAGCUAAAGAAGGCAUUAUUAGCACUUUCAUCCUAAUAAGAAACCAGUGCAGUAAGAGUCACCAUGUCCCAUUUUCUGGAAUGCUCAUUUCCCUUUGGUUGCUCUCAUACCAACAGAGGAUUUUAAUGCAUGAAGAUACUUGGUAUUGCUCCUUGUAAAUGCCAUAAUUGAACUAGAAAGAAUAGACUGAUGUUCCCUUUUCAUAACUUUUCUCUCCAAUCUGUUAUUAUUUUUAAUACUGUUAUUUUUAAAUUUUGCUUCUUGUCAAACAUAGAGUUUAACAACACCACAAGCAACCACCUCCACUACCUAAUUGUAGAAGAAUUAAUAUAAAAUGUAUAAAAUCAAUUCAUCGGGUAGUACAAAGCUGCAUAGCUCCAUUGAUUUUAAGAUAUCACUAACUGGCUUAUUUUUUUUGCUCCUAAAUCAACUACAACCACAAUUUGGCACUUAUAUUCAUCUGCAGACUGUUAAAUACUGUUGAAGUUCUGAUGUGAUAGUACUUUGAAGAUCCUAAUUAAACUACAAAGUGGUAAUUA
Messenger RNA from Zonotrichia leucophrys gambelii, 9822 nucleotides. Its product is annotated as very long chain fatty acid elongase 4-like. Gene Ontology annotation, cellular component: endoplasmic reticulum membrane. Gene Ontology annotation, biological process: fatty acid elongation, saturated fatty acid; sphingolipid biosynthetic process; fatty acid elongation, polyunsaturated fatty acid. The transcript is spliced from 9 exons. The coding region runs from base 7694 to 8680 and encodes 328 amino acids. Gene Ontology annotation, molecular function: fatty acid elongase activity. Lineage: Eukaryota; Metazoa; Chordata; Aves; Passeriformes; Passerellidae. The record is from RefSeq and is a predicted model, not a curated record.